This is a messenger RNA of Lodderomyces margitis, 1821 nucleotides long. RefSeq names its product Mss11p (gene MSS11). Bases 1 to 1821 code for a protein of 606 amino acids. The record is from RefSeq and is a predicted model, not a curated record. The transcript has a single exon. Gene Ontology annotation, molecular function: protein binding. Lineage: Eukaryota; Fungi; Ascomycota; Pichiomycetes; Serinales; Debaryomycetaceae.
AUGUCUUCAUCAAAAUCAUCACAACAAUUAUUAAUCAACCAAUUGUAUUUGUAUUUGAAGAACAAUGGUCUUGAUGAAUCAGCACAAUCGUUGCUUAACGAGACUAAACUGGCCCACCUAACACAGCGACAGCAGAAUGAACUACAAUCAGGAGAUGAGUUCUUGUAUGAAUGGUGGAAUACCUUGUGGAGUUUACAAAGUGCAAUUAACCCACAGUUAAACCAGGUACUUAAUAGUCAUAACAUACCGUCUCCACAACAACAGUUACUUUUGCAGCAGAGGAUGAUUCAAAGACAGCAUCAACAACUACUACAACAACAACAGCAGCAGCAGCAGCAACAGGAGCAACAGAAUCAACAGCUGUUGACUUUUCAAGCAGCUCAACACCAGUUGCAAACCCCCUCGCAAAUGUAUCUACCCCAACAAUCUCAACAACCACUUUCGGCCCAACAAAAUACAUCAGUUCCCCCGACACCCCAAACCGGGAAACUUACAGGACCAUCUAUUGGUGCUUCACGCCAACCGAGUCAACAGCAAGAUCUGAAUCAAAAUGGACCUCAACCGUCAAAUCAACGCCCGAAACCACAACAAAACGGAGCACUGCAACAACAGCAGCAACAGCAUCCAUCACGUCGAAAAUCAGUUGCUAAAAGCAAAACCCAAAACGAUAAUGCAGGUGAACAGCCCCCCAUGCCUGCUCAACAAUCAUCGACAAAACCACCCUUAUCUAAAAAUAAUUCACAUAUUCAGCCCAAUACGGUUCCACCAAAUAUAAAUCAAACACAGCAACAGGCGAGACUACAACAAUUGAAACUACAAUUUCAACAACAAGCACUAAUGCAACAGCAGGUACAACAGCAGGCACAACAGGCACAGCAACAAGCACAACAAGCACAACUACGGGGAAUAAAUGUUUCAAACAACCAAAAUAUGCAGCAAGUAUCACCAAAUAAUGUACAACAAUUCCCUCCACAACAAACACCAAUACCAGGAGCAGAACAAAAUGCAAAGACCAGCGGACCUGGUAUUAACCCAAAUAUUAGCCAAGCGCAACAACCACCACCAUCUCACCACCAAAGUCCCCAGGGCCAAAUACGUAAUCAAGAUCAAGCCCAAAUACCUAACCAACCCCCAAAUCAAGCAAGAUCUUUCAAUCAAGCGGUCCCCACAGGUAAUCAAAACCAGGGAAUUUCACAACUGAAUGCAAAUCAAAAGAACCAACCGUCAGUUUCAAAGAGAAAUAUGCAAUCUCUUGAUGCUUACCAAAUGACAUUACUACAGAUGGAAAAUCAAAAUAAUCUACAAAGACAAAGAUUUUUACAACAGCCACCUCAACAGCCACAUCAGACUCAGGGAUUCCUGCAACAACACGCACCACCCACAGUAGACGAAAAUGCCCAUUUUGAAGCGUUGUUUUCGUUAGAUCAGCCCCCUAAUUUUCCAGCAACCGGUGGUGCACUAUCUAACCUACAGCAACAAGCACAAUCACUUGGCCCCUUUGGAGAGCAUGGAGUAUCAGCUCAGUCAGGACAGCAACAUCCAACAGGAAAUACAAAGAUACCACAAGACCAAUUUGUAGCACAACUAUCUACGGGGGAUAAUAUUAUUGAUGACUCCUUUUUCUCGUCAAAUAUCCUACUUGAUGAUUUCAAGCCGUCUGAUAUUGACGUUGACCAUGUAUUUAAUGAAAACAAUACAGGUAACAAUAAUGACAAUAAUGGCGAUGGAAUGAUGGAUAAUGAGACGAAAUUGGAUGAUAUUGGAGACACAUUACGAAAAGACUGGUUAAGCUCGAUGGGGUCAGGUCCAGGAUUUGACUAA